Closterium sp. NIES-65 is the source of this 1068-nucleotide messenger RNA. Lineage: Eukaryota; Viridiplantae; Streptophyta; Zygnematophyceae; Desmidiales; Closteriaceae. The record is from the annotation of a GenBank genome assembly.
AUGCCAGGAGGAUCAACGGCUGCUAGUGUACGAGUUCCUUCCCCGCGGUUCGCUCGAGUUUUUGCUUUUCGGGGAGGAUGCGCUGGCAAAUCCGCUGACGUGGCACCAACGGUUGAAGAUCGCGUUCGGCGCGGCGGAGGGUUGGCUUAUCUGCAUGAGGAGGCGGAGCAUCAGGUCAUUUAUCGCGAUUUCAAGACGUCGAAUAUUCUAUUAACGAAUGAUCUUGAAGUGAAGUUAUCGGAUUUCGGGAUGGCGAGGGAAGGGCCCGACGGGGAGAAGACUCACGUGUCGACGCGAGUGGUGGGCACUGUGGGGUAUGCGGCGCCCGAGUACGUGCUAACGGGGCACCUUACAACGAAGAGUGACGUCUACGGGUUCGGCGUGGUGCUACUGGAGCUGAUGACGGGAAGGCUGGCGCUGGACAAAGAAAGACCACGCGAGGAGCAGAGCCUGGUCGAGUGGGCCUCGCCCUUCCUCUCGGCGCCCUCCACACUGUACCGCAUAAUGGACCCCGCCCUUCGCGGCCGGUACUCCGCUCGGGGCGCGCAAAUGGUUGCGGCGAUCGUCAAAGAGUGCCUGCAGAAGAAAGCCAAGCGCCGCCCGAAAAUGUCCGAGGUGGUUGCAGCGCUGCGCCCGGUGCUUGAUCUGCAUGACAUGGCUGGUUUUUGCGCUGAAGACAUGCGGGCGGGCUUAGGCGGGCAAGUUAGUCCUUCUAUGGGGGGUAUUGGGAGCAUUGCUAAUAACGCAACCGGGCCACAGCGCUUCCAAAGGAGUGAAAGCGCAGGGACUCUCGAGGAGGGUGCGUUCAAGAGAAGGUCGAUUUCCUUCUCUCCGAAAGCGAACGCCGACAUAAACGCUGGUGACGCUGUGCGAGUUGUUGUAACCAUGGAUGGCGACUGUAACCAGGUGCCACAGGCUUGUGGUGCAGCAUCUAGAGCCACUAUUACUGGUAACCAGAAGCCUCGACUGCCCAGUCCCUGCCAGGCAAGUCCCAAGGGGGUGAUUUCCCCAAACGUGGCGGGUAGCCCGUGGCGUGCGGGAAGGCCAAGGAGUCUGCCAGCUGUUUGA